This is a messenger RNA of Paramecium sonneborni, 1110 nucleotides long. The record is from the annotation of a GenBank genome assembly. NCBI's taxonomy places the organism in Eukaryota, Ciliophora, Oligohymenophorea, Peniculida, Parameciidae.
AUGCCGUAAUUUUAAAAAAAUUAGUUCAAAGAAAAACACUGGCUAGGCCAUGAGGUCUUUAAACCUAAAAUAAUUACUUAACUUAUAAAUACUGCUGAAAAAAUUUGCAAUCCCCCUCAUGUAAUUAAGUAAGAAAUAGAAUUGAUUCAAAAAUUGAAUUUAAGUCCAAAAAUCAAUAAAGUUCAAAGUUAUUUGACAAUGGAGAUCAAAAAUAAAAGAUAAUAAGUUUCUGAGGAUAAUUAAAAUUAUCUUAAUUUAAAUCGUUGGAAAUCAAACCAACCUAUCGAAACUGGAAUUAAAAAAAAUAACGAUAAUGAAAAAUAAAAUUUAUAAACAGAAAGUACAUUGUCUAGUAUUUCUACAAAUACAGAGUAAAUAAUUAAAGAUUCAGAGAAAGAAACAACCAUAAUUUUUGAUAAUUCAAAUACAAAUGAUAUUUAAUCUGAAGAUAAUUAACAUAAUAUCGAUGAUCCAGAACCAAUGCCUGAGAAAAUUCCUGAAGAUAUUCCGUUAUGCCUAUUAAUAGGAUAAGCAGGUAAUGGUAAAACAUUUUUAAUGAAUAAGAUAUUUAAUACAAAUUAGGAAAUGAAGUUAUUUGAGCCAUAAAUAUUAUGGAGUAAAUAGAUUAAAUAUUAUUUUGUUGAUACUUCAUCAUUUGAUUUUGAUUCUGAUUACGAUUAAAGAGAGGAAUAGAUAGAUGAUUAUAAGAAAUUGUUUAAGAGAUUCCCAAAUAGAAUUAGAUCAAUUUUGGUAGUAAUUAACUUUGAGAGAACUGAUUUAAUGAAAAAGAAAGCUUUAGUAAUUUUAAAAUAUUUUAAUAAUCUUAAAAAAUUGAUCUCAUUGGCAAUAACUAAUUUUCAUUUGAGUUAGAAUAUAGAAAGUGAUAAGAAACAUUUAAAAGAUAACUUUAAAUUUCUUGAAGCAAAAGAUAUUAUUUUUGUUGGAAAAAAUACUGAUUAAAAAGAAAUAUUGAAAAGUUUAAAGUAAAAUAGUUUACAAUCUUUGGAGAGAUCAUAUAUAUUUGAUUUAAGGGAUUCAUUGUUUGAGGAUGAAGAUGAAGUAGAGUAAUUGUAAAUUUUGAGUGAACUUGAAAAGAGAUUCAAUAAAUGA